CAGAAUAUACAUACAUAACGUUACCUACAUACAUAACAAUAUCUAAAUAACGUUAGAAAAAGCUUAAAAUGUUGUAUCGAAGAGCGGCUGCGUUUCUAAUGAUUCAGAUUCGUGUUUUACAAACAAUUUCUCACGCAAUUGAUAUGCGAGACAUGAAAGUCUUUGAAAUUGCACUGGAUGAUGUGACGUACGAUGAGGAGAGCGAAAAUGAAAUGAUUCAACCAGGAGAUCUUGCGGAUUUAAAACCUCUCGUAGAGGAUGAAGGCAGAUAUGGACCGUUACAUUCUCAUGUAAAAUAUUACAAUGAGCGUAACGCCGAAGGCAAGAAACAAUAUUCAGAUGUAUUUUUCUACUUACGAUCACACACGAAAGAGAUAUUCAAUUUGGAGCAAGAAAAUAAACCAUUUGUCGCUGGUUUUAAGCAUAAUUUGGAUAAGUAUUUCUUCAAAACCACGAAGCAGAGUGUUGAUGUAACAUCAAUCAAGACAAUUAAUCAUAUUGAGUCUGAAAAGAACAAGAGAAAUGCGCAGAUUUUUAAAAAAUUACAGAAUUACAAAAAGAGCACAACAAAUGUUGCCACAGACAAAAGUGUAAAAGGCGUAGUUAGAGUAAAACGCGAAGAGACAACCAACCAUUAUGAAACAACUUUGAACGAAGAGAUGGAUUUUUUUCAAGUGAUAAGAAACAGAAAUGUUACAACUGAAGAGAUGGAAACGACUGCAGGAUACUUGGCGAAAACGCCAGAGACAUAUACACAAUACAACUUGUACGAAUAUGACCAGGAAACUAUGAGUGACGCGACGAAAAAUCUUCUGGACCAGUCUUCGAUCUCGGAAAGAUCAUCUACACUCGCAGAUAACGAAAGUUCUCACGAAGAAUCAUAUGAUUAUGAAAGAUUCAAAAUGGAAUACGAACAGCAGCUCGAAUACGACAUAAAGGAAGGGAAAAUACUGAAUUAUACUGACAAUGAGAAGAAAGAACCGCUGAAGAAUACGCUGAAAGGAGCAUUGAAAAGAAUAAUGGAUUUGAAACGACCCAAGAACUGUACGAAGGAAGAAUUAAGUCAGAUUGGAAUUAAAGCCAUAGAAUGCCUUUUGUACGAUUAUCAGCGCGCGAAAGACAUAACGACUGCGAAGCUGAUCCUCUCGAGGACAUGGAUGGUGCUGCUGCUGUUUCCGUUGCAAGUUUUGUUUUCCACGAAAAAGGAUUAUACUUGUCAAACAAUAUUACGCAACGAAUCCACCUGGUAUUUUCGUCAAGGACUUAAAAAAAGUGAAAGAUGUGAAAGAGCCUGUUAAAUAUGAGGCUACUGAAUACGAAUAUAACGCGUACAAAACUUUUGAAGCUGCGAUAAGAAAUAUAUGAAUAUUACCGCGUUCGCUAACCGCUAUUUACUAACCGCAUAUAACUUGUGUAUGUUGGUCAGAACUCUUUCGCUACGGAAGUAGAAACACUUUCCUGGGUGUACGAAUGAGAAAUAUGUUUUACACACACGCACACACACACACACGUUAUGAUUGCGUCCAACCUUAUUAAUAAUUAAUAUGAUUUAUUCGAUGAUCAUGUAGACGUAUCAACUAAUGAAACGUUUGUUCAACAUAGAUCUAAUUUGCAUAGCAGGAAGACAUAAAAGUUGUAUGAUAGUAGAUGCAUUAUUUGAAUAAAGC
This is a messenger RNA of Temnothorax curvispinosus, 1667 nucleotides long. RefSeq lists its product as uncharacterized. The transcript has 5 exons. Bases 69 to 1298 code for a protein of 409 amino acids. NCBI's taxonomy places the organism in Eukaryota, Metazoa, Arthropoda, Insecta, Hymenoptera, Formicidae. The record is from RefSeq and is a predicted model, not a curated record.